AUGAAAACUGGACGACUUCGCCGAGAAUGUCUCAUAACCACAGGAGCUACCGCAGAGUUUCCGGAGCUGAUCAAAUCUGCCAUAUCUCGAGAGUCUCUUAAAGUACUUACCGAUCAUCAUUUUACGCAUAUCACACUACAAUGCGGGAAGUCUGUCAGCCUAUUUGAGCAGAAUAAGCCUUGUUAUACAGAGGAUAUAGUUGUCAGGGCCUUCGAUUUUAAACAAGACGGGCUGAAUGAAGAGAUGAGGAGAUGUCAUGCCACAGACGGUGUCUCUAGACAAGGACUCGUAAUAUGUCACGCAGGUGCCGGGACAAUCUUAGAGACGCUGCGUCUAGGACUACCACUAGUUGUCGUACCGAAUACUUCGCUCUUAGACAAUCAUCAGGAAGAGCUCGCUGCAGAAUUAGAAAUGCAAGGGUAUGCCAUAAAGGCCAGCGUUGCAAAUUUACCAUCAGCUAUUGAAGCAGCUUGUUCCGCGGAGACCAAGACUUGGGUUGGAAAAAGCGCGAGUCUGGCCCCUAUCAUUGACGAGGUAGUCGGAUACGAUGAGGAUCGUAAAGCUUUGUUGGAUUAA
This is a messenger RNA of Blumeria graminis f. sp. triticale, 576 nucleotides long. NCBI's taxonomy places the organism in Eukaryota, Fungi, Ascomycota, Leotiomycetes, Helotiales, Erysiphaceae. The record is from the annotation of a GenBank genome assembly.